UAGAAUGGCUGAGAAGGUUUUUGUUUGCUGGCUGUGUCCUCAGACUUGACACAGUCUCAAAACGCUGCCAACGAGACCGAGCUCUAGAACGUAGAUACCCCCGCUGAGCCCCUCUUCCAGGACCCGUCUCGACAUCCAACAACUCGGCACGUGGAAAUUCCUUCACAACGUAUCAGACAGAAACAUAAUCACUCAUCGCUCCAUAUCCUAGAAAGCAGAUAACCACCGUUUACUCUUGUAUCUGCCAUCGCAAAGUCCACCAUCACAUCGCCCAGCAUGCCCAUCUCAGUCCGCCCAGUCGCCGCCCUCGACCUCGCCACACUGGAGCGCUGCAGCACCGUCGAGCUCGCCGCCUUCGCAAGCGACUUCCACUCCCUUGCCUUCCCCGGCCCGUUCCCGGAGGACCGCGCCGAGACGAAAGCCCAGGCGCUGUCCACCACCAUACAGAACGACGGGUGCCGCGUCUUCGCGGCGUGGGCCGUCGACGACGAGGGCUCCGAGACGCUCGUUGGCUGUGCGCGGUGGUUCGUCUAUCGCAAGAGCAUGCCGGAGCCCGAGCUGCAUAGUUUCGGCCCCGGCGUGCACGUUGCGGCUGCGACGGAGAUGCUCGGUGCGAUUGAUGGCCUGCGGAAAGCGAAUUCCAGCGGCAAGCCUUGUGUUUGUGAGUUCUCUUGGCAGCUGGGGGGGCUAUUUGGUGUUGGAGGGGGUCAAGGGUCAGAGGAAAAGGUGUCUGUAUUGGGAAACUAUUCUGCAGGGCAGGACGGUGCCUGGAACUAA
Verticillium dahliae VdLs.17 is the source of this 777-nucleotide messenger RNA. RefSeq lists its product as uncharacterized. The transcript has a single exon. The record is from RefSeq and is a predicted model, not a curated record. The coding region runs from base 277 to 777 and encodes 166 amino acids. NCBI's taxonomy places the organism in Eukaryota, Fungi, Ascomycota, Sordariomycetes, Glomerellales, Plectosphaerellaceae.